This is a messenger RNA of Saccharomyces mikatae IFO 1815, 1947 nucleotides long. RefSeq names its product Atg20p (gene ATG20). Gene Ontology annotation, molecular function: phosphatidylinositol binding. Gene Ontology annotation, biological process: retrograde transport, endosome to Golgi. Lineage: Eukaryota; Fungi; Ascomycota; Saccharomycetes; Saccharomycetales; Saccharomycetaceae. The record is from RefSeq and is a predicted model, not a curated record. The transcript has a single exon. The coding region runs from base 1 to 1947 and encodes 648 amino acids.
AUGUCAGACUCAGGUGACAUCCAAGGAAAAGCUAAACUGAACACGAAAACUCGUGAUACAGGAGAGGCUGAACUACCACAUGAAACAACAGAACAUAUGGAGAAGCCAGAGAUUCCUAAGAAAGAAGUUAGAUUGCCAAAAAAGAGCUCAAAAAAAAGCUCAAAAAAAAGCUUAGAAAAGAUAAAUUGUGGAAAAGAAGACAACACCAAAGUAGAAACUGAGUUAGUACAUACUGCCCUGUUAGAGAAGGACAAUCCAUUCAUGGAGGAAGAGCCUAUAGGACUUACAAAAUCGACCUUAAUAGGAAUACCCGGUAUAAGAAGUCAUAAACUAAAGAACCCAAAUGAAGAUUAUGAGGACGAUUCAGAGGGCUUACUUCCCUUAAACCAAGGGUCUAAUAUAGAAAUGUGUAGAGCCAGUCUUAGUGGAAGUAUCAACUCUAUUAACGAAGAAGCUUCUCCGUCAGAAGAAAUGCAUGUGUCAAAUAGAGAUAAGUCUAGUAGAAUACAUAUACUUGAAGCGAAAAGAGUAUCGGAAGGUCAAGGUAGGUCUUACAUCGCUUAUGUUAUCCAGUUCGAAAAUUCGACUGUUCAGAGACGUUAUAACGAUUUUGAGAGUUUGAGAAGUAUUUUGAUAAGAUUAUUUCCUAUGAAUUUGAUACCUCCAAUACCAGAAAAGCAGUCAAUAAAAAAUUAUGGUAAGUCAAUAACUGGAUCGAGCUCAAAGUACUUAUUGCCCUCAGAAGGUUCUGGCUCGGUAGACCUGUCAUUGUCUGUGAUACAUGCAUCAGUCAAUAAUAAUGAUGAAAGAUUAAUACGGCAUCGGAUAAGAAUGCUCACAGAGUUCUUGAACAAACUUUUGGCAAAUGAGGAAAUUACAAAGACAUCCAUAAUUACCGAUUUUUUGGAUCCUAAUAAUCAUAAUUGGCACGAAUUUGUUAAUAGUUCGUCUACUUUCUCAUCUUUGCCGAAAAGUAUUCUGCAGUGCAACCCAUUGGAUCCUACCAAUACAACUAGAAUUCAUGCCACGUUACCAAUACCGGGCUCUUCAUCACAGUUAUUACUAAAUAAAGAAUCGAGCGACAAAAAAAUGGACAAUAAAAGAAGCAAAUCGUUCAGCAGCAUUGAACAUGAGUACAAGCAAUAUGAGAACUUGUUAGAGAAUGGAAUUUAUAAGUACAAUAGACGAACCACGAAGACUUAUCACGAUUUGAAAGCCGAUUACAAUGAGAUUUCUGAGGUGUUUGCACAGUUUUCUCAUGAACAGGCUCAGGUUGGAGAAGUAGUGGAACAGUUAUCUUACUUGAGUAAUGUCUUUUCAGAAUCUUCAAUUACUCUGGAAAAACUAGUUGGAAGAUUGUACUAUAACAUAAAUGAGCCCUUAAAUGAAUCAGUGCACAUGGCAACAUCUGCGAGAGAAUUAAUUAAAUACAGAAAGUUGAAAUACUUGCAAAAUGAAAUGAUUAAAAAGUCUCUGAGCUCCAAAAUUGCACAAUUGGAGAAGCUUGAGGUACAAAACAAUGAAUAUAAGGAUGUUGAUAAGAUUAUUGACAGCGAAAUGUCCAAAAGUCAUACCAUCAAUCUGGAACGGCCCACCAACAACGCUGCCAAUGGUGGGAAAUCAUAUAGUGGGAAACUAUUCAACGGAUUUAGCAAAUUAGCAUCGAUGGUUAAGGAAUCCGUUAAGUAUCAAGAAACUGAUCCUCAUACUGCAAGUGUUAAUCUAAAAAAGGAAAUCGAACAACUUUCUGAAUCAUUAAAAGUUACUGAGAAUGAUUUGGAGGUUAUUUCAAAAGUCAUUAAGGAUGAUCAGUUACCCAAAUUCUCGAAAGAAAGAGAAACCGACUUGUCAGACAUUCUAAAACAUCAUUCCAGAUAUAUGAGGAACUACGCUCGGCAGAAUUUGGAAAUUUGGAAAGAGGUAAAAAGACAUCAAGAUUUUGCAUAG